Molecule: messenger RNA, 435 nt
Organism: Ostertagia ostertagi
Lineage: Eukaryota; Metazoa; Nematoda; Chromadorea; Rhabditida; Trichostrongylidae
Source: the annotation of a GenBank genome assembly
CCCCACGAACUAAUUUUUACCUCUAUCUUUUUCUCAGGACUUACUCGAAUUAAAUCCUUCAAGCUCAAGACUAUUUCAUCUUUUCAGCAUUUCGUUGAUUUUCUGUGUCCUGCUCAACAAAUGAAUUGUGUUCUCGACCGUUUUCUCACAGUUUCUUCUUUACAGGCGAAGGAUUUCUUCUCGUUUUCGCUGUUCAAUGAAUCGAAAUCUUUUGAAAAUGUCGCCAAUUAUCGCGAGCAAAUAAGACGGGUAAAGGAUAGUGACGAUGUUCCAAUGGUGCUAGUUGGAAAUAAAUGCGAUCUUGCUCAACGUGCUGUUGACGGUCGGACUGUAUCCGACGCAGCUAGGGCUUAUGGAAUACCUAUGGUUGACACAUCUGCCAAAACGAGAAUGGGCGUCGACGACGCUUUUUACACUCUAGUACGCGAAAUUAGA